Messenger RNA from Cheilinus undulatus (humphead wrasse), 1639 nucleotides. RefSeq lists its product as uncharacterized. NCBI's taxonomy places the organism in Eukaryota, Metazoa, Chordata, Actinopteri, Labriformes, Labridae. Gene Ontology annotation, molecular function: transmembrane signaling receptor activity. The coding region runs from base 75 to 869 and encodes 264 amino acids. The transcript has 7 exons. Gene Ontology annotation, cellular component: plasma membrane. The record is from RefSeq and is a predicted model, not a curated record.
GGAGCUGGAAAAAAGUAGAAAUUUCCUGACAGAGACGAAGGAAGAAAAACAGAAAAACAGUCAGAGACUCAAACAUGAAGCUCCACAACACUCUGCUCCUCUUCCUCCUCAUCCUCAUCCUCAUCCAUGAAGGAGAAGCCUGUCUGGGAGAAUCUGGCGUCAUUACUCGUACCGUCCCUGAAGGAGAGGACGUCACUUUCAGGUGUUUCUUCGAUGACCCUGAUGAGAGGAAGGUCUUCUGUCGGGGUCUGUGUAGAGAGGAAGACAUCCUCGUUGAAACGACCGGGUUCAAAGCUCAGAGGGGGAGAUACAGGAUGGAUUAUAACGACCACGGACCCGGGAGACCGUCUGUGCUGACUUUACUUGUGAGCAUCCACAAACUGACAAAGGACGACUCUGGAACGUACAAGUGUGUAUUCAGGGACGGUCGGAUGGAGCAUCAGGUCCAGGUGUUUGAGCUGACAGUGAAAGAUGCUCCUGAUCCAGAAAAGUCUCAGACGUUCUCCUCAGCUCCAUCAGCCUCUGCUCCAGAGACAUCCACCAUUAAAGCUCUGACAGGUCCUGGCCCAAACCAGACUCUACAUCCUACAUCCCCUCCUCCAGCCUCCACACCGACAGCUCUGGAAGAACCAGAAGAUCUGGCGAAAGCAGCAGCAGCUAAAGGUCUUCCCCCAGAGCCACACACCACAGGUCCUCUGAAUGUCCAGCUUUUUCUGGUCCUGGUGAUCAUCGUUUCAUCAGCAGCUCUGCUGGUAGUCUGCAGGACGAAGACCAGAAGACCUGAAGAGCCUGUGGGGCUGGACUACGUUACUAUCGCCAGCGCUGACCGGGUGCCUGAGGAGGUCGGGGAGAAGACUCUGGAAAUAUGAACAAAGAUUUGACGUGAACCUCCAUCAGCUUUCUGAGGAAAGAAACGCUUUUCUAACCAACAAGAAUCAUUCUUAGACUAGAUGCUAUCAUAAACGACAUUUAAGCUUUCAACCCCAAACUUCAGGGCUUUUCUCUCCGUUUUUUAAACCAAAUGUUUUAUUUUGAAAAGGCAAAAGUGAGGAGGAAGUAACAAAAUAAAAUGAUGAAGGUCCGGGCGAUUAAAAUCAUGUGAAUCAAAAACUGAAGUGAUAAAUUUUGGACUGAUUUGAUGAAACCUGAGAGGAUGUCGGGGACAUUUUAUGGCUUUUUGUCUCUUUUUGUCCAGUUGUGAUUAUUUUGACUGUGUUCCUUUUUUAAAUUUAAAUUUAAAUAUCAGAACUUGUAUCAGGUCAGUAAUAAUCUCUGUAGACUUUUCUACCCUCUCAGGCUGUUGGAGACCAAAAAUGUCCCAUUAAACCAUUAAACUAGGUUUUUGAUCCUCCAGCCCUCACAGUAGAAACAAACAUUUAUGAUAUUAAACUUUCAUCCUGGAGUCUUUGCUUCAAAUCUGCAGUUUUCCCUGUUUUCACCAAAUGUCAGACAUUUGAGAGGAAAUUACAUGUUUCUCUUGGUUUCCUAUAGUGGCGCUAUCAUAUUAUAACACUUUAUUAAAAUAUUAACCCUUGUGCCUUCCUCGGGCAUUUUUGGCCUUUUUUUUUCAACUUUUUUUUUUUUUUUUUUAAUUUGUGAUCAUUUCAUCAGUUUUACAGCUUGUGGCAUGAAAUUUUAC